Molecule: messenger RNA, 834 nt
Organism: Doryrhamphus excisus (bluestripe pipefish)
Lineage: Eukaryota; Metazoa; Chordata; Actinopteri; Syngnathiformes; Syngnathidae
Source: RefSeq, a predicted model, not a curated record
AGCAAUCCCUCGCAAUCCUCACUUUUUGUGAGGUCAUAUAUCACUCUAAAGCAUCGUUCAUCACACCAUAUACACCAUAGACCAUAUAUUUCAUCGUAUCAAUGAUCGUAAUUGACAUUUUAAUAUUUUGUCGUACUGCAAACAGCGAUGAAAUAUUGAAAUCCAAUUUGAGGUCAUCGCAGUCAAGUACAGUCGUUUACAUGUGGAGCUUUUCACUCUAUUUUUCGCCAUAAUUGUACAUUUAAUUCAGUAGUUUUGGCAACAAUCGCUACUUUUUGUAUUAAAUGAGCGUAGUUUGCUGUCAAUGACAUGUUUGUGGGGGGGCGUUCUUGUCAGAAGACUGGAAUGGAGAUGAUAUUGUUCAUCUAAUGUGGCUCCAUGAAUGAAAGGACGAGUCAGGACGAAGACGAUCAAGAAGGCCGCCAGGGUCAUCAUCGAGAAGUACUACACACGCCUGGGCAACGACUUCCACACCAACAAGAAGGUGUGUGAGGACAUCGCCAUCAUUCCCAGCAAACCUCUUCGCAACAAAAUCGCCGGUUAUGUGACCCACCUGAUGAAACGCAUCCAGUGCGGUCCAGUGCGAGGCAUCUCCAUCAAGCUGCAGGAGGAGGAGAGGGAGAGGAGGGACAACUACGUUCCGGAGAACUCUGCUCUGGACCAGGAGAUCAUAGAAGUGGACCCGGAGACUAAAGACAUGCUGAAGAUGCUGGACUUUGGUGGACUUUCCAGACUCCAAGUGACUCAACCCAUUAUUGGCAUGAACUUCAAGACCCCACGAGGACUAUAGACCCUUUUACUUCUUAAAUAAAGUCAUAGAAUUAUUUCCAUCAA